This is a messenger RNA of Panicum hallii, 1544 nucleotides long. RefSeq names its product protein HEAT INTOLERANT 4-like. The record is from RefSeq and is a predicted model, not a curated record. The transcript has 14 exons. Gene Ontology annotation, biological process: regulation of cellular response to heat. The coding region runs from base 102 to 1169 and encodes 355 amino acids. NCBI's taxonomy places the organism in Eukaryota, Viridiplantae, Streptophyta, Magnoliopsida, Poales, Poaceae.
UUCCCCCAAAUCGACACCGCCCCCCCCCCCCCCCCCCCCGAACGCACAGGCACGCACAAAUCCCAUUCCCAUCCGACCGCAAGACCUAGCAGCAGAAAGCGAUGGCGCGGCCGAGGGGUAAGAAGCGCACGGCGGCCCAGGCGGCGGCCACUGACUCGAGCAAGCCGAAGGCUGCUGCUGGCGAUUCGACCAAGCCGGAGGCGGCGGCGGCGGCGAAGGAGCCGGCCGCUCGGGGACGGGGGAAACGCGCCAAGGCGCCGCCCAAGCCCAAGGCCGAGACGGAGUACUUCCCGGAGAAGAGAAAUUUGGAGGAUCUAUGGUUAUCCGCUUUUCCUAUCGGGACUGAGUGGGAAAACAUUGAUAAGAUAAAGGAGUUCAACUGGAACUUCGAAAAUUUAGAGAAAACACUAGAAGAAGGGGGAGAACUAUAUGGGAAGACAGUUUACUUAUUUGGAAGCACUGAGCCACAACUACUGGAUGUUAAUGGUGAAUCAAAGAUAGUACUUAUUCCUAUUGUAGUUGCUGUAGACUGUCCGUUCCCUCCAUCAGAUAAAAUUGGCAUAAAUUCUGUUCAAAGGGAAAAUGAAGAAAUAGUACCAAUGAAGGCAAUGAAGAUGGCAUGGGUGCCUUAUGUUCCUCUUGAGGACCGGCUUAGCAGGAUCGACAGUUUGAAAACAAAAAUAUUCACCCUCGGUUGCACCCAGCGGAGGUCUGCGCUGAAGCAUCUCAAAACCGAGAGAGUCAAAAAGUUUGACUACUGCAUGCCGUAUUAUAUGCCACUGAAUCCUCCUGAAGACGAAGAUGACACGGUUGUCAAUAUCAUAUAUCCUCUAGAACCCCCGAUAGUUUGCGAUUUUGAUUGGGAAAUGGAUGAUUAUGAGGAUUUUGCUGAUGAGAAAGUCAAAGAUGAAGUGUUGCCGGAGGAUGAGAAAGAAAAAUUUAAGGAAUUUCUAAAGGAGAAGGUUAGAGAAAGGAAGAGAGAACUUAAACAGGCUAAAGAAGCCAGGAAGAAAGCUAUCGAUGACAUGGAUCCUAAGACUAGAGAGGCAUUUGAAAACAUCAAAUUUUACAAAUUUUAUCCUGUGAAAACCCCUGACACACCGGAUGUUUCCAAUGUGAAGGCGAAGUACAUUAACAGAUAUUACCGGAACGCACAUUAUCUGAUGUAGUGGCAUUCCUGAUCUCACAUGUUUGGUGAGCUUCGUCAUUGAUCGAGCUAUCCAACUUUAGGAGCUGGUAUUAGAAAUUUUGUUAGCCGGGGGAGAUCAGCUUGGUGACAUCUUCCAAUGUAGUCUUAUGGCCUAUCAGACAUGUUGCUCCUGAAUUCUGUUGUAAUAGUCAUAGUCACCCUCAGGCUCAGCGGAUUAUCCCCUUCCUUAGGCAUCAUCUUCUUUGUUGUGGUGUAUAACAUCUUUGAGGGUUAGAUUAUUGUGUAUGAAUCAGAGAGUCAAGGUAGUCGUUGUAAGAGUAAACAAGUGGCUCAGGAACGAUCUGUUCCCUUUUCUUCAUCUAGCAAAGUUUCGGCACAUGAUUCCUUGGUUAAA